Molecule: messenger RNA, 1091 nt
Organism: Photinus pyralis (common eastern firefly)
Lineage: Eukaryota; Metazoa; Arthropoda; Insecta; Coleoptera; Lampyridae
Exons: 2
Coding region: 32-1000 (322 amino acids)
Source: RefSeq, a predicted model, not a curated record
UUGAAAUUGAAAUUACGUAUAUAUUUACAAAAUGUCCACUUUGGCACGUUGGAACGAAGAUACUACAUUAAAAUUCGUGCAGGAGUACAGGGUUAGAGAAUGCUUGUGGAAUACAAAGGCGGUAAUAUAUAAAAAUAGAAAUGCUCGCGAAGCAGCAUUCCGAGAACUUGAAGAGGUAAUGGGAAUAGAGGGUUUCGGUGUUAGCGAAAUCAAAAACAAAAUAAAGGCUUUGCGAUCUACAUAUUCCCAAGAAUUAAAAAAAAUCAAAGAUUCUAAGAAAUCGGGAACUAGUGCAGACAGCGUGUAUACACCUCACGUAAAGUGGUUCCAAGAAAUGCACGCAUUUCUACAUUGUCUGGAUAAUAAAAGACCUACGCAAGAUAAUUUAGCGAUUGCAACUUCAACGCCAAAUGAGACCUCGGACGCUAGUGAUCAGGAUUCUCCUUCCGGAAAUGCUCAAGAUGGGGAAGCAAAAAUAAUGGCAAGUGGAUGCCAGAGUCACCCACAAAGCAUCGCUGCUUUUGAACUUCCAAAAAGUAAAAAAAGGAAAUCUAAUAUAGAACAAGUUUCUUCAGCAAUUCAUGAUCUGAAAAAAAUUGCAAAAGAUGUGAAUAAAGAACCUCUGGUGGAAAACGAAUUUCUGGUUUUUGGUAAAUGUGUAGCAGCACAGUUAAUGAAAUUAAGCACAGCUAGUGCUUUAUUGGCCCAAGAAAAAAUUCAAUCAGUUCUAACACAUUUUAGAAUCCAAGAACUUGAAAAAAUGUCUGGCACACCUUUGCGUCCUGUUCAAUCACUUCAUAGUUCUUUGUCUACAACGCCGAUAGCAUCACCAUCGCCUUCAUAUUCAGACACGCAUGAAUUCCAACCAUCAACAUCAUUUUCUUCACAUCAAUUUGGAGAACCAGGCAAAGAUCAUAAUACAAUGAUCUUUGAACCAGGUAUUAAUAGUUACAGUGAUAUUGUGGCACAGGCGAUAUCAGCUAUUCAGUAUAAUCCCUAACUUUUUGUACCUUCAUACACAUAUCAUAUUGUACAUCGUAUUGUAUCAUACAUACUUGUAACAAUAAAAAUAUAAAAUAAUACUUACCUUA